CGAGCUGUGAUUCAGAUUCGUACGACGAAUGUGCAUGAUCUGCAAUAAUGUCGAUAUCAUCGGUUGAAGAAGUAGAUCGCAAGAAAGGCUGAGCAAGCAGAAAGCGUUUAGACAGAAAUAUGCGACGAAUUUUGCUUCGAUGAACCGAAAGUAAUGUAGAUCGAACUAUUUAUCAGCGCAAUUACAGCAGCUUUGUUCUAUGACGUAAUUGUCUCAAGUACAGCGGUAUAAAUUCAGAAGUUUGCGUUUGUUAUCGUUUUUUAAAUUAACGCCAUUCAUCAUAAACGUCUGGAUUAAACCGUAGAUCUAGCGUUUUCGCAGUCGUUACGAAUUUUUGAGCAUUGAUAACAUUCCGUACAAAAUGUUUUUAUUAUUGUGCGUAAAUAUUUUGUCUGUUAUCUAUUGGAAUGCGGCAGCAACUCCUUCAUGCAGGGAUGAAAAUAAUCAGAUCGUCGAUUGGUAUGUACUUUAUAAGUUACCAAAGGUGUCACAAAGUAGCAAUCCUUUGAUUAGAAGCGGAUUAGCAUACUUAUAUAUAACUAGCGAAACUAUUAACAAGGCUAACGGGGGUUGGCAAUUAUCUACGAAGAAAAUUAGUGAUAAAAAUUCUAUACCAGGAAACACGUUGUCACCUUUAUACAAUGAUACAGAGGCUAUGAAAGCUUUCUGGAUUUUGUAUAAUGAUGAUCCGCCUAAUAGACCUUCUAAUGGAAAAUAUGGCCAUACGAAGGGCGCUGUGGUAGCGAACAUGCAACAAGGUUUCUGGUUGAUACAUAGUGUUCCGAAUUAUCCACCUGUACCCAGCAGCGGUAAUGACAUAAGACAUAAGAGGGGACAAGAUGUGCAGAAGAAUCCGGCCCCGGGAAAUCGGUCUGAGUACGAUUAUCCAUCAUCCGGGAAGAAUUACGGACAGAGCUUCCUGUGCAUCUCUGUGAACGGCGAUCAAUUCAACUUAAUCGGUCAACAGCUGAUCUACAGAGAGAUACUAGUAUAUAGGAAAAACACACCUAGCCCGUUCGCCCAGUCAUAUUCAGUGCUUACAGACGCAGCCAACCAAAAGCGAAUCAGAAAAGCACCCUUCAGCAGCAAAUUGAUACUAAAAUCAUUUAACAACAUUACAUUUACAUCAUUCGCCAAGAGCGACAAGUGGCCGCAUGAUUUAUAUGACAAAUUUGUCGCACCAACUUUGCAAUCUAAUUUAUUAACGGAAACGUGGUUGAAUGGACGGGGUAAAUUACCAUCAGAUUGUGAGCGCAUAAAAGUAUACAAUAUCAAAUCUAUAUUAAUUCCCGUGCAAGAGUUUAAUAUUGAGUUUAAGAGCAGCCACGAUCAUUCAAAGUGGGCGGUGGCAACUGAAAAUAAAGCUAAUCAAACUUGGAUUUGUAUCGGUGAUAUCAAUCGAGCGGACACUCAAUAUCAUCGAGGCGGCGGAACUGUCUGUUUUAAUCAUCCGAAAGUCUGGAAAAAUUAUCGAUAUAUCGUGAAUGACGUAGAAUUAUGUCCUAAGCAGUAUUCGGCAAUUUUAGCUUAACGCAUUUGUUUAUAAUCUUGUUUAAAAAAAUUAAAAUGUUGAGAGAUUUGAUUACAAUGGUAACAAUUAUUUGUCAAUAAAAUUUUAAGCAAUUA
Messenger RNA from Camponotus floridanus (Florida carpenter ant), 1626 nucleotides. It is a transcript of the gene DNaseII, whose product is annotated as plancitoxin-1. Gene Ontology annotation, molecular function: deoxyribonuclease II activity. Bases 362 to 1531 code for a protein of 389 amino acids. Lineage: Eukaryota; Metazoa; Arthropoda; Insecta; Hymenoptera; Formicidae. The transcript has 8 exons. Gene Ontology annotation, biological process: apoptotic DNA fragmentation. The record is from RefSeq and is a predicted model, not a curated record.